Molecule: messenger RNA, 574 nt
Organism: Angiostrongylus costaricensis
Lineage: Eukaryota; Metazoa; Nematoda; Chromadorea; Rhabditida; Metastrongylidae
Source: the annotation of a GenBank genome assembly
UGACGACUGAUGUGUUUCAUAUACAUUUUAUUCAACGAAAGUUUGUUUUAACCGGGAUUUUAUUUAGCCGGAUGAUUUCCACGGUGAACCAUCGGAGUUUCUGCCACCGGUUGAUGCCGAAUACGUGUUGGUCCAAUGGCCAUCACGCUUAAACGGUCCUCGCAGCACAAAAUUCGAUUCUAAAAUGAGAAACUCAGGUGAAAACAUUACAGUCAUAGGAAAAACCGAGGCGACAACAACAAUGACAACAACAACAGCAACUGCUACUACUACUGUAGCAGUAGCGGCAACAACAGCAACAACAACAGCGACUACUUCUAAACCGGGAACAAUGAGCUCAACAGAUGUCACGUCACCAUCGACUCUCGUUUAUCCAACUGUUGGAAGGUGUACUUACAGUGCAAUGUACCAAACUUCUUUUCAGGGUACAAAAUUGAUAAGGACUAUUUACGUGAAAAGAUUCUUAACGGUAGUGGUUGCUUUUUGUAUAGUAGUGGCAUGUCAUCUAUACAUUAACCCUAGUCCCGUUGGCAAUCGAAUAGUGUCGAAUAAGGAAGGCACCAGUAAAGUCUAA